GUCUCACCUUCCCAAGGAACAGAAGGUACAACUGCACAGUCAACACACACCACAACUGAAACAGGAACAUCGCCUGAUCAGCACACAACUUUGCCAGAAUCGACAAGUCCAGCGGAAACAACUCCCACCGCCACACAAAUACCAUCGACUAGCACAGAGACGAUAACGAGUCCAACUCUUUCUAGUCAGACAACAGUGCUCUCUGAGAUUACAAGUGCGUCUGUAAUUAGCACUACUGCGUCGUCAACACUGAGUGAUGCAUCAACAAUCACUUCUGAAGCAGGCACAUCUCCUGAAGAAUCCACAGCUACUCCAACUGGAUUUACAACAGGAACUUCAGAAGAUACACUUUCAACAUCCGGAGUGACAAUGACGCCAGAAACAACCAAAAACACUUUCCAGUCAACUACACCCAUGUCCUCAAGUUCAACCGAAUCUGGAACCACUGCCUCGCCGGAAACAAGUUCCUCACAUUCUUCUACGUUUACCAGUGAGCCUGCUACUACAAAUGAACAAACUUCAGCAGUAUCAGAAGGGCAAACAUCAAGCACUACUAUUGGCGUCUCACCUUCCCAAGGAACAGAAGGUACAACUGCACAGUCAACACACACCACAACUGAAACAGGAACAUCGCCUGAUCAGCACACAACUUUGCCAGAAUCGACAAGUCCAGCGGAAACAACUCCCACCGCCACACAAAUACCAUCGACUAGCACAGAGACGAUAACGAGUCCAACUCUUUCUAGUCAGACAACAGUGCUCUCUGAGAUUACAAGUGCAAACCAUUGAGGUAUCAACAGAUGUCACUGUUAAACUGAAUAAAACCUUCAAAGAAGAAUACAGAGACCCUUCAACGCAGGAAUACCAACAUUUUGUGAACAAUUUCACUAACACUAUGAUCCUAAUAUACAAAAUGAAUGUAAACAAUUUUACUGGCAUAAAGAUCAUAGACAUCAGAAAGGGCAGUGUUGUGGUGGAGCAUGAGGUUCUACUGCGCAUAGAGAAUGGAAAGAACCUAAAUAAUGACAUUACUCGAUCAGAAGAACAGAUCAAGGACAUUCUCAGUGAGGCCAAAAACUGCACAAUAGGUGAAGUAGGCUGUCUUGGGGUGGCCAUCAUUGGAGAUGUUGUAGUAAAAAAUUCCACAUAUGAUAAAGAAUCGGUAUGCAACAAUGCUGGACUUGAUAAGAACUUGAGGCCAUACUACCAUGCAGCUGAAAUAGACGGGCAACUUGUUUGCAUCUCUCCAUGUGUCUUAGAACACAACAGUUCAAAAAACUGCAACGACGGCACCUGUAGAAUGUCACAUACCGGACCGGUCUGCAGCUGUAACAAGGCCUACUGGUAUCUAGACUCGGAUUGUUAUGGUCCUAUCCGGAAGACGGACCUCUUGGCUGGAUUACUGACUCUAGCAGGACUGGUCAUAGCAGCAGUGGUCGUAAUGGUGGUCUAUGUGAUCUGGCAUAGACGACAAGCCCGCAGGUUCAAAGAUGUGCAUACAGAACAGGUGAACGAGUGGCUGGAGGAUGACUUUGAAUGGCCCGACAGGACGACCAACUUGGUUGGUUCAUGUAGUUCCACAGUCCUAACCGAGCAAAAUCCCAACCUACCGUAUGGUGGCCGAGUUGGCACCCAGUAUAGCUCUGAAGGAGAACCCUCAACUUUAUCCGAUAAUGCAAGCCUGCCGUCUCACUCCCAUGGAACACACGCUCAGGGGUCUGGGAACCCCUAUCGUGACCACAGUUCUUGGGAGGAUAGAAAUGCUAAUGAAGACCAACAAGCACGACCUGAACAUACUACCUCUUCCUCAAGGCAGCCUUUGACACAGAGUCACCCAGACCAUCAAACACAGUUUAAAAUCAGCAGACCGCAGAUAAAGACUUACUCUGAUGCCUAGUGGAACAUCAACUGGGCAGAAAACAAAUAAGACGAACAUCAGGAU
Molecule: messenger RNA, 1942 nt
Organism: Esox lucius (northern pike)
Lineage: Eukaryota; Metazoa; Chordata; Actinopteri; Esociformes; Esocidae
Product: mucin-17
Cellular component (GO): cytoplasm
Source: RefSeq, a predicted model, not a curated record